AUGGUUGACUGGGAAUUGGAUCCAGAACAUUUAAAGGUGUCACUAAUCAGGCUCAGUGGAAACGGGACCCUUAAACAAGGAGACUCGUUAAAUCUGAUGUGUGAUGUGACGUGUACACACAAUUCCUCACAGUUCGUGUGGUUUAAAAACAACGAGCUCUUACCUGAAUCAGGACCCGUUCUUCACUUUCCUGCUCUAACCGUGAGGGAUUCUGGGAAUUACACCUGCACUUGGAAAACCAACGUGACAUCAGGAUCUGAAACGAUCAGCCUUCACGUCGAGGGUGUUCUCACUCAGGACGGUGGUUGGUCUGUGAAAUAUCCUGAUAAUCCGAUCUGUGCUGUGAGAGGAUUCAGUGUCUCCAUUCCCUGCAGUUAUUCUUAUCCAACAUCAAAUCCCAAUAUUCAGGUGACACAAAAGCUUUGGUGCUCACUGAACUCCAACACAGAUUUGUGUAAAGUUCCUCCGUAUGUUUAUGACAGCUCAUCAAACACCAGCUCAGACUUUGAGUACGCUGGAGACGACAAAUCAAACUGCACUUCAUUAAUCCACAAUCUACAAUUCAGUUAUUCUGGAGAGUACAGAUUCAGAUUUAUAACUGCUAAUCCUGAUGACAGAUACACAGGUGUUCCUGGAGCGACUCUACAAGUUGCAGAUUUAAAGGUGUCACUAAUCAGGCUCAGUGGAAACGGGACCCUUAAACAAGGAGACUCGUUAAAUCUGACGUGUGAUGUGAACUGCACACACAGUUCCUCACAGUUCAUGUGGUCUAAGAACAACGAGCUCUUACCUGAAUCAGGACCCGUUCUUCACUUUCCUGCUCUAACCGUGAGGGAUUCUGGGAAUUACACCUGCACUUGGAAAACCAACGAGGCCUCAGGAUCUGAAACAAUCAGCCUUCACGUCGAGGGUGAAAAUCCUGAUCAGUGGUUAAUCUGGAUCAUUGUCUCGGUGUCAGUUGGAGUGAUUUUCAUCGUCUCAGUCAUCGUAGGAGCUGUGAUUUACAACAGGAGGUUUCUGAGCGAUUGCAGGAGUGUCCACACUGAGCAACAGAAGAAGGAGGACGCUGCUGAUAUCUACGUUAACGUCCAAGAGAGCGAGGAUGGUGCUAAUAUCUAUGCUAACGUCCAGAAGGAGGAGGACGGUGAUGGUAUCUAUGCUAAUGUGUAA
Neoarius graeffei (lesser salmon catfish) is the source of this 1170-nucleotide messenger RNA. RefSeq lists its product as uncharacterized. The transcript has 6 exons. The record is from RefSeq and is a predicted model, not a curated record. Lineage: Eukaryota; Metazoa; Chordata; Actinopteri; Siluriformes; Ariidae. The coding region runs from base 1 to 1170 and encodes 389 amino acids.